Molecule: messenger RNA, 1867 nt
Organism: Venturia canescens
Lineage: Eukaryota; Metazoa; Arthropoda; Insecta; Hymenoptera; Ichneumonidae
Gene: shv
Product: DnaJ homolog shv
Exons: 6
Coding region: 1-1359 (452 amino acids)
Biological process (GO): protein folding; protein maturation
Cellular component (GO): endoplasmic reticulum
Molecular function (GO): misfolded protein binding
Source: RefSeq, a predicted model, not a curated record
AUGAAGUUGAAUUUCAAAAUGAUCUACCUCCAAUUUCAGUUGAAAUACUUCUACAAAGUUGAAAUUGUCGUAAUAUUUGAUCAUAUAACAAUCACCACCACUUACAUUUUCCCUUUGAUCGAUGAUAAAGUAGGGGGCGUUCAUUCUCAAGCGUGCAAGCAAGCAAGUCGAGCUAUACAAACAACACAGCACACGUUGACGCGACCAAUCAGAAGCAACCACGAUCCGAGUUUUGGAGGCUCUCGCGUUUCGUCAAGAUCAGUGCAAGCGACGUCUGCUAGAAUGGCAUCACCUAAAAUUUUGCCCACUUUAUUCGUUUAUUUAACGAUAUGUGCAGUAUUAUGCAUAGCCGGGCGAGAUUUCUAUCGCAUUUUAGGCCUGUCAAGGGGUGCUACCACAAAUGAAAUAAAAAAAGCUUACAGGAGUAUGGCAAGAGAAUUACAUCCUGACAAAAAUAAAGACGAUCCUAAUGCAUCACAAAAGUUCCAGGAUUUAGGUGCUGCUUAUGAAGUACUUUCUGAUCCUGAAAAACGUGAGUUGUAUAAUAGGUGUGGGGAGGAAUGUGUCAAAAAGGAAGGUGGUAUGAGCGGUGGUGAUCCGUUCUCCAGUUUCUUUGGUGAUUUUGCCUUCCAUUUUGGUGGCGAAUCGCACAGUCAGCAGGAGAGUCCAAGAGGAGCGCAUGUCGUUAUGGAUUUAUUCGUCACUCUUGAAGAAUUGUACAAAAGCAGCUUUAUAGAGAUUACCAGAAACAAAUUAGUUAUGAAAGCAACAGCCGGGACAAGGAAAUGUAACUGUAGACAAGAAUUGGUUACACGCAACGUCGGUAAUGGAAGGUUCCAGAUAAUCCAGCAGGCAGUGUGUUCCGAGUGUCCGAAUGUUGAGUUUGUUAAUGAAGAGCGAACGCUAGAGGUUCUGGUUGAAGCUGGAAUGGUAGAUGGUCAAGAGACUAAAUUCUUCGCUGAGGGUGAGCCGCAUUUGGACGGAGACCCUGGUGAUUUGAUUCUGAAGAUACGAACACAACCGCAUCCGUUGUUCGAGCGAGUGAAGGACGAUCUUUACACAAAUAUAACGAUAUCGUUGCAAGAUGCGCUCAUAGGAUUCACAAUGGAAAUAACACAUCUUGACGGUCAUAAAGUAACGGUAGCUCGAGAUAAAGUGACUAAAACGGGCACGCGAAUUCGCAAGAAAGGCGAGGGAAUGCCCAACUUUGACAACAAUAAUCUUUACGGUACUCUUUACAUUACGUUUGAUGUGGCCUUCCCCGAGACGGAUUUCUCGGAAGAAGAUAAAGAAGCGAUAAAGAAGCUUCUCCAUCAAAAAUCGGUGAACAGGGUCUACAAUGGUAUUCGAGGCUCAUAAUCAUCUAGACGAAUAAUACCGAAUGAAGAGGAAUGAUGAAAUGAAAUCGCGUUAAAAUUCGUGCGACGUAUUCCAAAUGAAAUGAUGCAGUUCCCAGACGAAGGCAAGAGCAUAAUCUUGCUUCAGCAUUAAAAACUAGUUCCCUGGAGGUUACCGUGGGAGGUGGAUAAUCGUGAAUUUCAUCUGAAGAAAAAAAGUCUCCCCAUUUUUUAUAAUCCUUCUUCAUUCUUUUUCCAUACGCCUGCGGGAGUGUUUUUUCAUUGAAUAAUCCAGUGCGUACGAGACACGUUGGUUCAAGGUUUAUUACGAGUUUUGUGGGUGCGAGAACGACGAGUGAAAGACCAAUGGUUCCCCCACAACGUCGCAUCAUUUUGACGGAACUUUUUUUGUACAGUGAUCAUAUGGUUUGCCUAGACGAGUGUUUUCCACUUAAAAGCUAAAAAAUGGCGUUAAGAAAAACAAUACGACAAGGUCGACAAUAUUUAUAGUAAAUUAUUAUUAUAAGAAA